GUUAUUUAAAAGAAUUUUUAAUUCAACAUUAUUAACUUUUACUUCUAUGACAAAAGUUCUCAAUUUGAGUCCAAACGAUUCUGAUGCACUUCAUUGCAAGGUUAUAAUUUUUCUUAAACUUGGAAAAUAUCAAAAUGCCUUAGAUCUUGUUACGAAAAAUUUUUCCGAAGAUCAACUCCCUCUUGAGCGAGUGUAUUGUCUUUAUAGGCUAAACAAAUUUUCUGAGGGAGCAGAACUUCUUCGUAAGUAUCGGGCUACUGGAAGUAAUGAUGGUGGAUUAAGACACUUGGAGGCACAAGUGGCAUACAAACUUGAAGAUUAUAAUGCCUCUUUAGAAACAUAUUAUAGUAUUCUUCAGGAAACAGACUCGAAAGAAGAUACGUAUAAUGAUAUUUUAACAAAUUUUAAUGCUGCUAAAGCUGCAUUAUUGUUUUCUGGUGGGAAAUUAAAUGAAAAGUAUACAAUGGCAGAUUCUGUUAAUACUUAUGAAUUAGCAUAUAAUUAUGCUUGUACAUAUCUUGGUCGAAAAGAUUUUAAAAAAGUAGAAAAAUUAUUGAUUACUGCAAGAAAUAUAUGUCGAAAAUCUUUGACUGAAGAUGAUUAUAAUGAAGAAGAAAUUGAACAAGAAUUAGGCACAAUUAAUGUACAAUUAGCAUAUUUAUAUCAACUUCAGGGUCGGAUAACUGAGGCUAUUGAGCUUUAUCAAAAUGUACUUAAAUUUAAAGGAACAGAUAUAACUGUUUCAGCCAUUGCAUCUAAUAAUUUUGUCGCUGCUAAAAAAGAUAGUGAAUUGUUUGACUCUGCUCGUAAAUUAAAAGUUGCAAGUGCAAAUACAUUAGAUACUAAAUUGUUUAGAAGUCAACGUCGCAUAAUCGCGAUGAAUGAAGCAUUAUUAUCAUUGUAUAUGCAUAAGUAUACUGCAUGUCAAGAUGUUACUCGUAGGUUGCUAGAAGCUUAUCCUGAAAAUGAUGAUCUUUAUCUCAUUUUAGCUUCAAUCUCUUAUCGUCAAAAAAAGAUCACAAAAACUAUUCAAGAGUUACAAGAAUUUGCAAAGUUAAAACCGGAAUCAUUAUCUAUUAAUUUUGCUCUUAUACAACUUCAACUUUUACAAUCCAAUCCUACAAGUGCUUUAGAAACUUUAGAAAAUUAUUUAUCAUCAAUUAAAGAUAAUACAGAAAAAUAUAGGCCUGGAUAUGUAGGAUUGUUAGUAUGGCUUUAUGAAAAAGUCGGUAAACCUGAAAAUUCAGUUCGAGCUUUAGACCAAGCAAGUACAUUUUGGAAAAGUGGGGUUAUGUCUGAUGAAAGUAGGUCAAUUCUUAAACAAACAGCCGCAUUUAAACUCAAGACCUCUCGGUAUCAUGAAGCUGCUCAAGAUUAUGAACAACUUGUAAAAGAUGAUCCAUUAGAUAUUCAAGCAUUAGCUGGACUUGUAGCAUCAUAUUCUCAAUAUGAUGUUAAUCUUGCCGAAAAAUAUGAAAGUUCUUUACCAGAUAUUAGUGCAUCUAUGGAAAUUGAUAUAGAAUCUCUUGAAAAAGUUGUACCUGGUGUUAAAAAAAGUUAUAUCAAAAAAGCAGAUACAAAAACAAUCGAGAAACAAAAAAGGAUAACACCGAAAAAGAAAAAAAAGCGUAAACCCUUACUACCAAAAAACUAUGAUCCAGCCGUACCACCAGAUCCUGAACGUUGGAUACCAAAACGUGAUCGGUCUUAUAACAAGGGUAAACAACGCAAAGGAAAACAGCAAUUAAUGAAAGGAUCGCAAGGAGUUGCGGUCGCUGGUGGAGGUAUUGGAGUUGUUACAUCGCAACCAGAACAACCUGCGCCUGCACCUACACCAAAACCAAAAGGUGGUGUAAUCUAA
This is a messenger RNA of Cetraspora pellucida, 1861 nucleotides long. The record is from the annotation of a GenBank genome assembly. Lineage: Eukaryota; Fungi; Glomeromycota; Glomeromycetes; Diversisporales; Gigasporaceae.